ACAGUACUGCACCGCCAUUGAGGGACCCACAAUCAGGAGGAAAGGGUCAGAGAGGCAUUUCGACAGGCACAAGCUGCACGUUUUCUUCGGUCUUCAGCCAGAACUUUGCCUUGUACUAACCUUUUUAACACUUGACACGCACUCUUGCCUCGGUUAUUUGGAUGAUUUCGAUUGACAGCGGCUUAUCGUCACAACUAAGGGACGUUUUUUAUCUUAUUCUAGAAGUAACGGGAAGCCGAGAAGCUCGGCUAGCAGCAGCUAUAACGAGACUAGAGCAGGCAAGCUAACGCUAGCUAGCGACCUGGCUAGCUGCACACGAGCUGAGCGCUGCUCGGUGGUGGGGCGGGGGGGCGGAUUGCCUACAGAGUUGGUUGAUGGAUCCGAGAAUCGCCUGGUUUCAGCCAGAACAAUUUGGACCCGCUCACAACCUGUGGAUGCAGAUUUGGGAGACGACACAAGGGCUCGGGUACUUGCACGUAAAUAACAUCCACGCCGCUGGUUCUGCGAACACAUCGAGCCUGAAGGCGAGCAUCAACGGGGCGUCGGGAGCCGUCCUCGCCAGCGGAAACGGGGCAGUCGACUCAAACGUAGGUAAAGGCGAAGUCAGGACUCGGGGGAUGUCGACCUCGGUGGGAGACGGAGACAUAACCGAACAGCGGGACUUUAUACCACUGGAAACCAAUAGCAACCACAACAACCGUGCCCCUGGCAGGGGCGGUGUCAGCGGAGGGGGGCAGCAGGGCAGCGGGGUCGCCGUGCUUCGGAGGGGGCCGUCGGACGGACACCCCAACAAAAGGAAAAGGGACAACAAAGCUAGCACUUUCGGAUUUAAUUCCAGCCUCUUGAACAGUAGUAGUGUCUCCAACACGGGAAGCUGUGAUGAUUUCACGGGCACGCCGUGGAAAGUGAGGAACUACUCGGAGGGGAUUAUAGGGUUACACGAGGAGAUCACUGACUUCUAUAAUUACAUCUCGCCACGUCCAGAGGAGGCAAAGAUGAGGCUGGAGGUGGUGGACAGAAUCAAGGGAGUCAUCUAUGACCUAUGGCCCAGUGCUGAGGUUCAGGUGUUUGGGAGCUUCAGCACAGAUCUCUACCUACCAACCAGUGACAUUGACUUGGUGGUCUUUGGAAAAUGGGAGACCCUCCCUCUAUGGACGCUGGAGGAGGCUCUCCGUAAGAGAAACGUUGCGGAUGAAAACUCAAUCAAGGUUCUGGACAAAGCGACGGUUCCCAUCAUCAAACUGACUGACUCCUUCACAGAAGUUAAAGUUGACAUCAGCUUCAAUGUGAAGAGUGGUGUUAAAGCUGCUCGGCUCAUCAAGGAUUUCAAAGAAAAAUAUCCUGUGCUGCCUUAUCUGGUCCUGGUGCUGAAGCAGUUCCUGCUGCAGAGAGACCUCAAUGAGGUGUUUACUGGUGGAAUUGGUUCCUACAGUUUGUUUCUCAUGGCUGUCAGCUUCCUGCAGCUUCACUAUAGGGAGGAUGUGAGCAGUCCCAACAUCAACUUUGGUGUUCUUCUCAUUGAAUUCUUUGAACUCUACGGACGCCACUUCAACUACCUGAAGACUGGUAUCAGGAUAAAAGACGGCGGUUGCUACGUUGCCAAAGACGAGCUUCAGAAGAACAUGAUGGACGGUUACAGGCCCUCUAUGCUCUACAUUGAAGACCCACUACAGCCAGACAACGAUGUUGGGCGGAGCUCGUAUGGUGCCAUGCAGGUGAAGCAGGCAUUCGACUACGCCUAUGUGGUUCUCAGCCACGCUGUGUCACCCAUCGCCAAGUACUACCCCAAUAAUGAGAGUGAGAGCAUACUCGGCAGAAUAAUCCGAGUGACUCAGGAAGUGGAUGAAUACAGGCAGUGGAUCCAAAAGAACUGGGGGAGCCCAUCUCAGAAUGAUCUGCCACUAAACAGAAACAAUGUUGCACUGUUUGAGACCCAGAAGCUUGAUGAGUGCAACAAUAAUGUUCCAGAUGAUGAUGAUGACGAUGAUGAUGAUGAUGAUGAUGAGGUGGUCGUAGUCCUACCACCGGCUCCCCACAGCAAGACCUCCUCCAACUCCUCCUCUCCAUCCCCUUCGCUGUGCUCCUCUCCCUCCUCGUCUCCGCUGUCGCCUUCCUCCACGUCCUCCAGCUCCAGCGACGCAGACUCUGAUGGCACACCGUGUAAGACAGCAAAGCAACAGUCUGGCCCGGGGACCAGCGACCACAGAGAAAAGUUGACCGGUGUGACUAAUCACCGAAAACAGACCCAUAGUACCAGCACUCCAUCUAGCAGAAACACAGGAGGAAAGGCCAGAAUGCCUCGUAACCACACUAAGAGUGGCCACCAGGGGCAGCAGAGCUCCUCCUCCAACACCAAAAGUCAUCCAAACAACAAGCCCUCCCACCAGGGCAACAGCAAGAGGAGGAAAAACGUGCGUGACUCCACACAAGAGGACCUCUGCAGAUAGGGGUGACCUCGCCUGCCCCCUUCCCCCAUCCUUGUCUACAACUGACUGACUGUCAAGUCCCACUUCUGCUGCCUGUGUCGGAAGGUUGUUAGAAAUAUCAAAACAUCUACAUCUUCUGUCAUUGCGGAAAGCUUUUCAGGAUGAAGAGCUACAAUUUCUAUCAGAAAAAAAUGAACAAAAAAAGUCAACAAUUGUUAUAGGAAAUGGGGUUUAAUUUUUUUUCUUUUUUUGGACCUGAACUGCUUCUGAACAACUUCUUUUAUAGUGCAGUGUUGCUUCCCAGCGCCAUCAUCUACACGACAUGUCUCCUGCCAUUCAGGAGUACACAGGCCAGAUGUCUGGGAGAUACCCUGGAGCAAUAGCCGGAAGCUGCUGGCUGGAAAAUAGAAUCAAAAAUUUUAUCGAAAACACAAAACAAAACAAAAAAAAGCAAAUGGCUCAAAAUGUACAAAAACAAAAAUGUUGAACAGAUGUACAAUGAUUUUUCUUUUUGAUGUUAACUUACAAAUGCAAUCAGUAAGAGUGGGACAUAACUUAUGCAUGAGGUUUGUCUUUUUGAUUUUCGUGUUGGUUUAAUCUGUUUUAUGUCUGGACAGGUUAUACAAAGAUUUGUACAAAAAACGCUUUAGAAAAAGUUAAAAAUACGAGGACGAAGAAAUUGUUUCAUAUGACCUUUUUAUGAGAUCAAAGUCAUGUAAACGUUCACUCGUGCCCCCAGCUAUAAGGCCAGAGCAUAGUGCUGGUCUGGGUCCCAUUGCCAACAUAAAUCAUCAGCAUCUACUUUUCCUCCUGAUUGCUCUCUGUGAGUGUGCCACAGUGUUAAUAUUUAGCGCCUUGAGUGAGCCAAUGCUCGCAGAUGACCGGGUGGAGUUUUGCUCUCCCAACUGAAUAGCACAGCCACAACAGUCUAAAGCCUUUGAGAAUACAGGUUUAAAUUAAUAAUUUUAUUGAUAAAUCCUACACUUGAAAAAUGUACAACUGUUCCUUUGGCAAAUUGCAUACUACAAAAUCAUUUGUAUGUGUUAAAUGUAUUUAUUUUUUUAUUAAUUAUAUGGACAUAAGGAUACAUGUAUAAUUAACAGAGCCCAUAUAUUGAGUCUUAUAUCUGACACGGGGCAAUAUGUGGGGAAGCUGGGUGGGGCAGGCAUUACAGGUACGGUAAAAUAUCACCAUUACUAUUUAAUUGGAUUGUUUUCUUUUCAGUGACAGUUGUGUGACCAAGUUACUUUGCUUGAGACCAUUUUAUAAGUAUACGGUAUUAAUCUUGUUUUAAUAUGUGGCUGGUCUACCUAGUUUAAAAAGGGAGCGGAUAAUUAUUUUUUCCAUUUUAUAAACUAUCAUAGCAAAAAAAAAAACGUCAAUACCCCUCUGUCACUGCAGUACCACAACUAACCUGUAGAUGGAGCCGUUGCUCUAAGUCUCAGUCUGCACAGCUUGGCCUUGUAUACUGCAUUUGGACGGUUUAUCCUUCUGUCUUUUCUGUGAUUUGAUAUGGACAUCUGCACGUGGAAAACCUGUUCAGACGACUACUUGCUGCAGGAAGUAACACAAGGAAGCACAGUGCAAUAUGCUGAUUAUCUUUUUCAACUGUAUUUGGAGCCCAACUGUAAAGUAAAACCAGUAGCCAGCAAUAACGAGCACCUUCAUUUAUACGUCACGCCUGUACGGCGAUUACUGCGGCUGCAGGGAGUCCUGACACACACCUGGUCCACGCACCAUGCACUUGGUGCUCGGAAAGUACGGUUCCGUUGCCCUCCAGCCUACGGUUGUGUUUGAAAUGCAGUAUAUAAGCGCUGGUCACGUGUUAGACCGACGAGGAGGAAAGGUGACCCAAGUCAGCCGUGCCAUCAGCCAUUUCAGCCACUGACCAUCUUCCCUCACUGCAGGAGGCUUUAAGUGCAACUGUACUCAUGUGAAGCGUUGUUUUCUGCAGCUGGAGGCCACAAAACCAUACAAUAAAAAAAAAAACACGUGCUGGAA
Molecule: messenger RNA, 4427 nt
Organism: Betta splendens (Siamese fighting fish)
Lineage: Eukaryota; Metazoa; Chordata; Actinopteri; Anabantiformes; Osphronemidae
Gene: tent4b
Product: terminal nucleotidyltransferase 4B
Exons: 12
Coding region: 375-2447 (690 amino acids)
Biological process (GO): RNA 3'-end processing
Cellular component (GO): nucleolus; TRAMP complex
Molecular function (GO): mRNA binding; poly(A) RNA polymerase activity
Source: RefSeq, a predicted model, not a curated record